GUCAGUAGAGUAAGUUUCUAAUUCACCAAAAAAAUGGCUGAAAAACUUCGCGAUGGAAUCGGACGAGAACUUCGAUACAUGGAAUACAAAUUCCGCAAGAAGAGAUCGGACCAACAUAAAGAUAAAAAGAAGACAAAACAAAACCAGUAUGGCAAGAACUACCCAUCAAUGGAGCAAUUCAGUAGCAGUAACUUAUCCCCAGACAUGGCAGAAGCUGUUCCUUCUAAUACAGGGGAAGAGGAUCUACAGUUGCAGGUGGCGUUAGCCAUGAGUAAAGAAGAAGCAUCGGAACAAAACAGAGAGGAACAGAGCGACAAAAUACGUCUCGAGCUCGCUUUAAAGGAAAGUGCGCAAGUGGCGGAUGCAACAGUUGCAAAGAUGCAGUCCAAGCCUGCAGUUAAUGGAACUGCUGACCCUUGGGGACAACCACCACAACCACAGAGUAAUGUUGGUUUAUUUGGAGCUCCAGCUUCGAAAGGGUUUGAAUCUAACGCAUGGGAAGCCCCCUCAGUGAAUGGAAACAGCAGUUUAUUCGACGCACCACCACAACCUACUGCUCCAGCUGCAAACACAUGGGGAGGUACAAGCACUGGGAUAUUACCUCCUCCACAGAAAAGCCCCGUUCGACAGAGCAUGCCAUGGGGGGUCACUGCACCCGCCCCUCAAGUUACCCAACCCUCUCAACCCCCAGUUGACCCCUGGGGUUCAUCAGCCCCACUUACAACACCCCAAGCCAACCCAUGGGACUCCAAGCCACCCCCACCCACACAGCCGGACCCGUGGGCAAAUAUAUCAACCCCAGCACCAGCCCCCGCCUCCAAACCUGAGUUGGACCCAUGGGGUUCCUCUGCCCCCCAAACUGCACCAAAUCCCUGGGAUUCCACCCCUAACCCACCAACAACCACCAGCAAUGCUUUUCAACCCCCAACUUCAUCGUUCGACCCCCCACAGUCCAACCCCCUUGAAGAUUUCUCGACUCUCAACGUACAAGAGCCGUCAGCCAAACCCCUCACGGCUUCUGACUUGCUGACGAUUGGCAUCAUGACACCACAAGCCCCUGGCAUGAAGCCACAGACCACAGAUGUCAAUGACAACCAAGUUAAUGGUGACACGGCAGCGGCAGGUAACUUCCUCGGCACCAAGGCUUCCCUAAUCAACAUGGAUAACCUGGUUACCAAGUCGCCAACCACCAACCCAUAUAUGAUGUCCACACCGACCUCCGGAUCUUUUGGUGCGGCUCGUAACCCAUUCAACCAGAAAGGGCCUUCAUUAAGUUUGAACCAAUUGAAAGUAGAAAAAGGUUCAGAGUUCGGUGUAGGAGCCGCCCCUGCCCCCAAAGCCAUCAACCCAACCCCAUUCAGCCUCCCAGCAACAGGAUACCCCAUGGCCCCCGCAACACAACAGUCAACAUAUGGUGUUCCAGGAAUGAUGCCAACACCAAACCCAUAUAUGCAACAAGCAGCCAUGGCAAACUACCAACAGCAACCAAAUCAAUCUCUUUUCUGAGGUUUCUAAGGUUUGUUGCUUCUAGGAUAAUGGUGGGCAGGCCGGCAGGCUAUGGUACAUUUACAAUAUUUUGAUCAACCAGAAUAUAAACAAUUCUUAUUUCAGCUUCACAUUUAAAACAUUGUUAAUUUGGCUUGCAUGUUCAAUUGGGUAAUAUGUAGUCUGUACCAAAAUAUUUGUUCAUCUUUGUUCUUGAAACUUGCAAAGUGAUUUCAUUUGCUUAAAACUUUGUUUAUAAUCGUUAUUUAUUUUCCUGUGCGGAUGUUUUGUUAGCUUAGGCGCCAAACCUGGGGUGGCAGGGUGGGCAGGCCUACCCUGAAAUUUUCUUCACUGCAUUAAUCAGUAAACAUUAGAACCAAUAAGUUAAUAAAUUUUACAGUGUAGUGUGUCUAACUAUCCCUGCCUCCAGUUUGGGUUCAUGUUUGUUAUAGUUUCACUUUAUUGGCUUGUCCCGCCAAACAUUCCAGCACUUAGAGCUGUAACUGCAAUUCUCUUAGAAAACUUUGUAAAUUUUGAAUGUAACUUAAUCAAGUACCUUUAAAUGCAUGAGACUUCAUGUAAAAUCAACCUAAAGCAAAAUGCGGGUUUUUGAAUUGACUGCCUUUGUGUUUUGAAUUCCCUUUAUAUGGUAUUAUAGUUUGUAUAUAUUUAAUGAUUACAUCGCAUAUGCUGCUUAUUAUAUCAUUGUGAAUCAGUUACCUGCAUUGUUCUAAAUAGUGCCUUGCUUAAGCAACAAAAAUUAGUGGCAAAAAUACUGAAAUAGCAACGACCAUGUUUAUAAUUAUGUUUAAAUCACAAAUAUGUGUUCAUUUUUUCCAACCUGUCCUUUAAAUGCGGACAUAGUGGAAGGGCUUGGGGCUGGGGUUCCCCUUCCCCCUUUAAAUUUCUCUCAAAUCAAUCACAAAAUCGGCAAAUUACUAAAAUUCAGAUCAAUUUAUAUUAAGUGGUUGUCCCUUGGUAACUUUGGAUAUUCUGUAUCUAAUAACCAGUUAGAUACAUCAGUUGUUGACAGGCACAUAACAUUGUGGUUCAGUUAAGGGUCAUACACUCAAGUAGCAAUCCAGAUGUUUAAACUUCCAAAAUCAAAUCUUCAUAUUUGCACCAUGUAAAAAUCACUUCAAUAUCUUGUAGGUUUUAUUCUACAUAUUCCCCCAAUGUAUCUUUGCCAUGUAUAUUACUAUUGGUUCGUAACCGUAUUUAAAAGUACAUUGACAUACUGUUGUUCAUAUUUCUCCUCUCUUGUACAAAACCUCUCAUUUUGUAAAGGAUUUUCAUGAUGUAGUUAUCGUUAGUGUAGCGAACAUGGAAUUUUUCCAAUAUUAUUCUUAUUCUACCAUACUGCGCAUUUGUGUGUCGGGUGUAUGUAAUUAGAGCAAGAAUACAAUCAAACAAAACUAGAAA
Ciona intestinalis (vase tunicate) is the source of this 2907-nucleotide messenger RNA. Lineage: Eukaryota; Metazoa; Chordata; Ascidiacea; Phlebobranchia; Cionidae. The record is from RefSeq and is a predicted model, not a curated record.